CAAAGAUAAGGUCUGAGCCGUCUCACUCUGUGGCAGCCGACACUCAACUCCUCCGGUGCAGGGAACUCUGCAGGCACUGGGCAGCAUGCUGCCCACGAACGCCGCCCUCCUCCUCGUCCUCCUCUUGGAAAGUGGCAAAGGCCAGAUGCCCUGCCACAACGCCACGGAUCCCAGCUGCCCCAAGCCCUACCAGGACGUCUACACAAAAACCAGGGAUGUCACAGAGAUCCCAAAGUCCGCCAGUCCCAUCAUUACGGAAAUGUUCUUUGUGGAAACCAGCCUUGUUGAAAUCAAAGAGAAAGCCUUCCAAAACAUGCCUGACCUGGUGAAAAUUGACUUUAUCAACAACAAGAUCAAAACCGUGGAGGUGGGAGCUUUUGACAACUUGGGGAAGCUGGAGGAGCUGGAAAUCUCCAGCGCAGACCUAGGCAGCCUCCCCGUGGGCAGCUUCCGGAACCUCUCGCACUUGUGGAAACUGAACUUGCGGGGAUCUGGUAUCAAAGGCUUGGAGAAAGGACUCUUCGAGGGUCUUGGGAACUUGGAGCAGCUUUAUCUGCAUUUGAAUGAGAUCCCUUCUCUUCCUGAAGGUGCCUUUGACGGACUUCCCAAGCUGAAAUUGUUGCACUUGGCUGAAAACAAGAUUUCAAGCAUCUCGAAGGAUGUCUUCAAGCAACUGACUCAGCUGAAUACUCUCCGGCUCUAUCAGAACGAGAUCAGUGGCCUCACGGAGGGGAGUCUGGACAGCCAGCACAGCCUGACGGAGCUCAGUCUCAGGAACAACAGGAUCCGAACUCUGCCACCGAAUCUGCUGAGGAACCUGACCAACCUGGAGAAGCUUUCUUUGGGCAACAACCUGUUUGAAGCUCUCCCAGGUGAGAUAUUCCUUGGACUGAGAAAAAUGAAACAGCUAGAGCUGGCUUCCAACCAGCUGAAAGUGCUCCCCGGCCAGCUCCUUGUGGAGAUGCCUCUGCUCCAAGGUCUGGACCUGAGCAAGAACAAGCUCUCUUCUCUGGAGAGCCUGGUGCUGCAUCCUUUCCCAAACCUGACAACCCUCAAACUCCAGAGGAAUCUUCUAGAGAGCAUUCCCACGGGCCUUUUUGACAACUAUGGAAAUCUCAAAUCUGUGUACCUUGGUGAGAAUCCAUGGCGGUGUGAUUGUCACCUGCUCUAUCUCCACCGGUGGAUGAAAGCUAAUCCCAAAAGUGUGAAGGAUGCCGCUAAGGUCAAAUGUAGAAGCCCUGAUGGUCUGGCUGGGAAAGUGGUCAAAUCACUGACAGAAGACCAGUUCAUCUGCUUCACAACCACACCCAUUUCAGCCACCUUUGAAAGCACAUGGCUGCCCAGGUCCACUCUUCCACCUGCUGUCACAGGAGGAACAACUGCAACACUUCCCUCAGCCAGUAAACCUUUCACCACUGCUGUUGUUAUAACCACCACUGUCCUUGAGCCCACCACAAGCAGGACUAUCCCCACCAGUACAGAGAUGAUGACUACAACUCCUCAAAUUACCACCAGCACUGGGAGUCCCACCAAAACCUUGAAGACCAUGAGCAGCAGCAGCAGUACAACAGCCCCUGGAACUACCAUCACCACCACUGUCACCACAGAGACUCCAGCUACAAGCCCCCAAAUCACCACCCUCACGCAAAGUCCCACCUUAACUGAGACAAGCCCCAUAACCAGCAUCAAGAUUUCAAGCACGACCUCUAAAUCUGUCACAACCACAACUACAAGUCCCAAAGCAGACUUGCUCUCCUCUGAGAGUCCAUCCAUGACCUCCCAAAUUUUUACAGCCAUGUGUUUUCCCAGAACAGCCUCUGAAUUUCCCAGUAGCUGGACUCCCACCACUAUGCCUGACAUUAGCGCUGAGACAUCGCUUGCCUCUAGCUCAUGUGUCAGCUCAACCACAACCACUCCUUUCUCCACUAUCAAGAUAUCCAGACCAGCUUCUGAUACACCAACAAGCAGUCUGGAAGCCUCUGCCCCAGCACACGCAGUCAACACUGCAACCAGCAAGACAACCCUCACAACUCCACCGCCAACACCUUUGGAGACUUUUUCUUCCCCAGGGGCAUCUGCUGCCCCCGCAAGCACCGUGAUGUGCCUCUACAAUGCCAACACUCCAGGUGUAUGUAAUUCUGGCUCCUCGACUGCAGAACCAUCGAGCAAGCAGGAAGUAAUGGCGGCCACCAGGACUCCCACAGCCUCCACCUCCAGUGUGACGCAGACACAGGUGUCCAGUGUUGGUAUAACUACAACCCCUCAAGCUGCCACCACCAGCACAUCAACCAUCAGCGCAGCAAGGGCAUCACCAGGGAGCUCUGGGACCAGCCGCCCGCUUAGCGCCCCUUCGCUCCUCUCCCAGCCCCUGGCCUGGGGCUUUUCACUAAGUUCCAACUACCAGUACUGCAAGCUCUCCUUCCUGAUGUAUCUGUCUAUGCUUUGUGUUGAAAUCUGCUGUACCGCUGCCUUGGCAAGGUUUGUGUACGUGCUGUACAAAGCCACCUACUCUCUAGACGUGCCGCCUGGGCCUGUGAAGCUGCUGGAUGUGAAGCGCAGGCUAGAGAAGCCCUGAGGUGCUGCCUUGGCCGGCAGGGGAGCCCCCCCCCACCGUCCCCCCCCUCCUCCAUCUCCCCAGCAGAACUGUCUGGCAUCAGUGUUGGCAUCAGCAGGCAUCUGCCAGGACCCCGCCUCAAACGGGGCUCUCUCUGCCGCUGCUGCCCUGGACAGGCUGCCCACUGGCUUCAGAGGGAGAGGGUGGGGUGGGGGGUGAACUGAGCCACAGCGGAGGGCCGGAGGAACCAGGAAGCUGCCUUGCUCCCAGUCAGAUGCUUGGUCCGUCUGGGGUCUUGGGAUUGUCUAUGCACCUAUACCUGUGGGGCUGUCUGGUCCAUGUCUGGUUUAAAGAUAAAGAAACAUAUUAAGAAUGGAGAGCAGAGAAGGCCUUGAAGUGGUCCAUCCAUCCAUCCAUCCGUCCAUCCAUCCAUAGUGCCUGGACAGCAGACGGAGCAGCAUUGCACACAGGUGGUCACCUGGUCACUGUCUUCCCCAGUAGACUGACGCCUUAGCUAGACCUAAGGUUUAUCCCGGGGUCCUCCUUGCCUGCUCCCAGGAUAUCCUGCUGUGUGUCAUUUACAUGAACAGGGAUGACCCCGGGAUGAUCCCAGUAUAAACCUUAGGUCUAGCUAAGGCCUGAGAUGGGCUGUAUUUCUAUCUCAGAUUAAAGUCAUUAUUCCCAAAUUUGCAUCUAUACUGUGGCAAAUAUUGGGACCCAUAUUCCCCUGCCUGACCUAGAUAAGCCACUAGGACAGUUGUUCCCAAACUUUUUCAGGUCACCACCCCCUUGGUUCCACAAACUCAUGCCCAGUGCCCCCUACCCUACACUAUAAAAAUCAUUAUUCAGAAUAGCUGUUUUCAACGACCCACUAAGGAAGAUAAUAACAAUAAAAUUCAAAACAGUAACAAUUAAUUGAAUAUUUAUCCAAAAUCCAAUUGCAUUUUUCUAGUUCAAUUAAACAUAAUUGAUGAACUUGA
Elgaria multicarinata webbii is the source of this 3534-nucleotide messenger RNA. Its product is annotated as platelet glycoprotein Ib alpha chain-like. Lineage: Eukaryota; Metazoa; Chordata; Lepidosauria; Squamata; Anguidae. The transcript is spliced from 2 exons. The record is from RefSeq and is a predicted model, not a curated record. Bases 86 to 2575 code for a protein of 829 amino acids. Gene Ontology annotation, molecular function: protein binding.